GUCACUCCAUCACAGUUCCAUAGAGAAAGAGAGAGAGAAAAUGACAUUAUUUGGGAACACUGGCGGGGGAUUUAUCGGCGGUGGCAAGCAAGUACUUCCGGUAGAUUACCAAGCGGAGGUCUCGCAACGGCUCAUCGACGCUGCACAUUCCGACGACCUCAACUCUGCGAUGGAAUGCAUUGCAGACCCCUUCGUCGAUGUCAACUUCAUCGGAACCGUGAGCUUCAAGACUCGAAAAACAGAGAUCGUGUUACGCGAUGAGUCCGCUAGUGAAGUUCGAUUCGAGUUUGAAGAGUUUAGGACUGAGGUCACCGCUCUCUUCCUCGCUGCUCAUGCCGGAAAUGUGACGCUCCUCAGGAAAUUACUGAGUGUUGGAGCUAAUGUGAACCAAAAACUGUUCCGGGGCUAUGCGACGACAGCAGCAGUAAGGGAGAGCCAUAUUGAGAUAUUGGAGAUACUCGUGAAUGGUGGGGCAAUUCAGCCAGCGUGUGAGGAAGCUCUGUUGGAAGCAAGCUAUGUGGGGCAAGGCAGGCUUGCUGAGCUUCUCAUGGGCUCCAGCAUGAUUCGCUCUCAUGUAGCUGUCCACGCUCUUGUCACAGCAUCAUGUAGAGGCUUUGUUGAUGUGGUCGACACACUUAUCAAGUGUGGAGUGGAUCCCAAUGCAAAUGCUCGGGUGCUACUCAGGUCUUCCAAGCCAUCUCUACAUACCAAUGUUGACUGUAAUGCACUUGUUGCUGCCAUUGUCGGUCGGCAGAUCUCUAUUGUCAGACUGCUGCUACAGUCUGGUGUUAGUAUGAACAUCAAAGUGAGGCUCGGAGCUUGGGCAUGGGACAUGGCUACAGGAGAAGAAUUUAAGGUAGGAGCAGGGUUAGCUGAGCCUUACCGUGUUACUUGGUGUGCUGUGGAGUACUUUGAAGCUAGUGGUUCUAUCUUACGCACACUCCUCCAACACCUCUCCCCUAACCUCCCUCAUCUUGGGAGAACCGUCAUCCACCAUGCCAUCUUAUGUAACAAUGCAAGGGCAAUGGAUGUUCUUUUGACUUGCGGCGCUGACAUAGAAUUUCCAGUUCAAACGACAGAGAAAACAGAGUUUCGGGCUAUUCAUUUGGCUGCGCGACUUGGCUCAGCUAAAGUUCUCCAACACUUAAUCAUCAGUGGUUGUAAUCUUAAUUCCAAAACAGAAUCUGGUGAGACUGCACUAAUGAUUUCUGCGAGAUAUAAGCACGAAGAUUGUCUUAAACUUCUGGCAUCAGCCGGUGCUGAUUUUGGGUUGGUUGAUUCAGUGGGUCAAUGUGCCCUAUCAAUUGCUGGAUUCACACAGUGGACUCAUGUAUUCGAACAAGCAGUUCUAGAACUAAUUCGAGGUGGGAAAUUCGCAUACUCUAGCAAUGCCUCGAGUUUUUCAUCUUUAUUGUUUGUCACACGAGCCAAUGACAUUGAAGCCUUGAAAAAACUUGUUGAGAAGUCAGAAAUUGAUCUGGAUGAGCAGGAUGGAAAUGGGUUCUCAGCAGCCAUGAUUGCUGCAGCAUCUGGCCAUGUUGAGGCUUUUUGUUUGCUUGUGUAUGCUGGUGCUAACUUAAACCUGCACAACAAACAUGGUGAGACUGUGAUUACCCUUUCAGAAUCAAACAAGAACAGUGAUGUUUUCGAAAAAGUUAUUCUUGAAUAUGCACUCACUAAUGGAAGGUACAACUCUGCUGGAUUUCAUGCUCUGAAUCGGGCAGCAUGUUGUGGUGAGAUUGAGUCUGUUCGUAUGUUAACAAGGGCGGGUUAUGAUGUUAAUGUUGUUGACGUUGAUGGGUACACUCCGCUCAUGUUAGCAGCGAAGGGAGGUCAUGGGAAUGUUUGUGAACUUCUAAUCUUAAAUGGGGCAAUGUGUGACAUUGAGAAUGCAAGACUUGAAACUGCGCUUGCGCUAGCAAGGAAAAACGGUGUGGGAAAUGAAGCGGAACGUGUGAUAUUGGACGAACUUGCGCGAAAGCUUGUGUUGGACGGGGCAUUUGUUAAGAAGCACACCAGGGAAGGGAAAGGAUGUCCCCAUAGUAAAGUGUUGAAGAUGGUAAGGGUUUCUGGGUUUUUGAGUUGGGGGAAAUCAAGCAAGAGAAAUGUGAUAUGUAAGGGGGCUGAGGUGGGUCCCAGUUCGACAUUUUGGUGGAAUCGCCGCAAGAAGUUUGACGGUGGCGAACCGGGAGUGUUUCGGGUGGUUACUACCAAGAACAAGGAGGUACAUUUUGUUUGUGAUGGUGGGAUUGAAAUGGCUAAGUUGUGGGUAAGGGGGAUUGAGCUUGUGACUAGAGAAGCUAUAUUUGGCAAGCAACAAGAUGUGUGAAUGGUGCAUGUUAAUUUUGUUAUUUAACCCUUUGUAUAGUAAAUAUUUUGUUAAACAAUCCUUUUGUAUUUAUUUUAAUAGCUGAGCUCCUCGACAGGUCGGACCUGGACAGUCAGUC
Molecule: messenger RNA, 2447 nt
Organism: Camellia sinensis
Lineage: Eukaryota; Viridiplantae; Streptophyta; Magnoliopsida; Ericales; Theaceae
Source: RefSeq, a predicted model, not a curated record